UGGCUGAGGUUGCCCGUCUUGCUGUGAGAGCCUGCUUUAUGAAUUAUUCCCAGCGGUUGGUUUCAGAUGCCAUUAUACUAUUCCACACAGAUGGCUCUGUCUCUUUAAGACAACCACACCGUGCGGCUGAUAAAUUCAGUGUAACGCGAGGCGUUGAGGGAAACCUGUUUUCAGCUGGUAGAGGUGGAUGUGCUGCUGUGGUGCUGAAUUGGAGAAAUAAAGAAAAGAAAGCAGCGCGAGACACAGGGAUUUACAGCAGCAGAAGCGGGCUAGACUGAGAUGAUCCAUCUGAAGAUGCUCUCCUAGCUAAGAGCUGCUGUCACCACUGCCCAGUUUUAAGGCUUUAAAUCGACACAAAGGCAGGCAGACGUGUCGGCUGAUUUUCCUCCUCACAGCGGAUUGUGGAGGGACAGCGGAGAGGCAUCGCAGAACGGAUCGGGAUGUCUUCGGAAAAACACGCUCUAGAGGAGGCGGCUGGCAGGCAGGCCAUGUCGCAGCAGAUGAACCAAAUGGCUCCUCCGCCCUACCUGCCCUCACAGGACCCAAACAUGCCUCCACAUCCUCCCCCACCUGGCUGUGCCCCCCAACCUAAUUACCCGCCGCCUCCUCCGCCUCCAGGCUCAGAGGGAUACCUGCAAGAGACCCAGUUUCACUGCGGGACGCUUGGGCCUCAGGGGGCUCCAAACGGCUACACAAUACAAACACACGGACCUGGGAGUACUGUUCCCCAUCCUCCAGUGGGCUACUUGCACCCGGGAUACCCUCUACAGCUGCAGCCCUGCACAGCCUACGUCCCAGUCUAUCCUAUUGGAACAGGGGGUCAGCCUUAUCUGCCUAAUGGCGCACCACAUCCAGGUGUGGCCCCGGGACAGAUGGCCAUGCAGAUGCCCCCCGGCAUUGCUCUGAUGGAACCGCGCCGCCCACCUCACGAUUAUCUGCCCAUAGCUGUCUUGACCACUGUCUGCUGCUUCUGGCCAACUGGCAUCAUCGCAAUCAUCAAAGCCGUGCAGGUCCGUACUGCCAUUGCCCGUGGCGACAUGGUGACAGCGGAAAUAGCAUCCCGUGAGGCGCGCAACUUUUCCUUCAUCAGUCUGGCAGUGGGCAUCGCUUCUAUCGUCCUCUGCACCAUACUCACCGUUGUUGUCAUCAUCGCCUCUCAACACCAUGAUGAUGACUGGGAGCCCUAAAACCCAAGGGGUCCCACUGGACCAUCCACCUGCUGAUUGCAACACAGACUCCUGGCUACUGUACACAGUACACAGUACGGUACUGCCAGUAUUCUGCUCAUAGCAUUCCGACACAACGCACUGACCCACCGGCACAGACACCCACACCCUAAAUCCCUCACUACUGGAAUCCAGGCUUAAACCACUGAUCUGCCAUAUUUUAGUCUCCAGGUAUAGCUCAUCUCCACAGUCACUCCCAGACAGGGGCCAAAGUAGGGAAAACAGCAUUGACUAUACAUGUGCAUGAGCACACAUGAACAAGAGACACGUUUUCCUUGUGUUAAAAAAAAAAACAUUCAUUAAUGCUUUAUUUGGCUGAUAUAUCCGAGUUUUAAUCCUCAUCGAUUUGAUGAUAUUCUAGUAGCUGUGCAGAAACAUCACAAGUUUCGAUUUGUAAGUGCUUUUCCUGUACUCCAACCCUGUUACAUAUUGAUUAUGUAAUGUAUGUUGAAAUAAUUGUGUUUGUAAGUGUUCAGUACAUUCCAUCUAGGAUUUUCUUUGUUUUUGUGCCAUGAAUCCAUUUACAGUCAGCAGUGUUAUAUAAUAGAAAUUAAGCUUUUUCCGAACAGGUUAAACUGCCCACAUAUGGACACUGACUUGGGGAUAAACCCAUUAAACUAUAGGUUACUUAACAGUGUAGACAGUAGAUAGUUCAGUUAAAAGCAAAGGGGAUAAUAAUGCGUGGAUUUGCCACUAAAUGUUAAGUAUAAUCAUGUUUUUCCCUGCUGACUGAACAAAAACAAAAGUUUCUCAACUUUAGAGCGCACUUUUCUUUCCUGAAAAGACGCUCUGGCGCUACUGUAAAAAUAUGUACAUUCUUCCGACUCCUUGGUGCAUUAUCUUGUUUUAUUUAUGAAAUAUGCAGUAUGUACUACAGUAGAGUAUUGCUCUGUCCAGAAACACAGCUAGAACAUUUUGAGGACUAAUACAGUUAGUUAUUACUGCCUCAUAGUGAACUGGUUUAUCUGCUAUAGGAAAGCUGUAAUAUUAUUGUAUGGCAAACGGAUGUAUUAUACAUUAUUUAUUUAUUACUUACUACAUGAGUUGUUUGUGUACUGAGUUAUUUAUUUAUAGUAUUUAUUAAUAUAUUUAGCCAUAGCUCUGUCGUUUGGACUGAACUUUCUUUAUCAGUUGACGAUAAAGUGUGGUCAUUAUAGAUUACUCAACCUCAUAGUCUGGUAUAUUUUAACUAAGCAUGUUGCGAUAGGCACUUUUAUGUACAGCCAUUUUCUUUUUCAUAGUUUGAUGAGCAGAACAUGCUACAGCUAAGGUAUUAAGCUUGAAGUGAAAUUAAAUAAAUCCGAUGUCUUGGGGAAUAAAAAAAAAGGAUACACAGAGUUUAAUUUCAGAGUAGAGCCUGUAUGACACCCUUUAGCACCGCACAAUCUUCAUAGAGCACAGUACGAUCAAUACCGUGUGGGAGACUACCUCGGACAGAGCAGAAGAAGAAACGUGCCCAGUUAGAACACCCUACAUGUGACAGAUUUGGCACACAGGUGGAUUUGCGUAGAUGUUUACUCUAGCACCUACUCCUAAAAGCCAUAAAGCUGGACGAUGAGUAAAGGUCAUGAUGCGUUUGAAGUGUUUCUCAGACGUAGCCCACCAACUUACCAUCUUCACUCCUAUAGUGAAUAAAAUAGUGCACUGUUGGUACUUGAUUCAAAUAUGUACAUUAUUUCGACAUUAAUAACACAUUAAUAUUUUUUCUGCUAUUGAAAUAUGAGUAUGGGCCUAUUCAAAUUAUUAUUCUGAUAUUUCUUCUUUAAAAGUUAUUAACGCCCUUAAUUCAGUUCCUUAGUGAAAUUAAUUGGCAUAUACAAAACCAGGACAACUCGCAGAAAUAUAUGGAUUCUUAAAAAGAUCUGUCUUGUUUAAAGGUUCUAAAAAGCACCAGAAUCUGUUGAUAUAAGCUAAAGUCCAAAAAUAGGCCAUGAUGCUCCAACUAGCUUAUAACAUUUGUACAAUUGUAAUUGCUGCAAUUGUAACCCAUCCCAAAAUCACAUUAACAGAUCUUCAUGCAGCCUUUUAUUCAUGUGAAAAUGAUGUACACAUUUAAAUCAGUUCAGUACAGUAUAGUGCAUUUGCUUCAAUACCAACAAGGUGGGAUCCUUUCCAGUUGUCGAUUUGAAUGGUACAGAUUAUUUAACAUUUCUAAAAAGAUUGUAAUGCUAAGAGCACAAAUGAAACACUGGAAAACAUUAAUUAUGGUGGGGCUAAAUGAAAUAUGAAUGUUAUUUGUGACCUUGGUUUGCGGUAAUCCACUGAUUCCCAUCAACCAGUUGCACCUUUUCUUGCAUUUCUUCAUUCACUCAGAUUUUGGGUCAGACACCAACACAAGAGAAACAGUUAACAACUACAGUACUGUCCAAAAGUCUUACCUACAGCAGAGAAUUAGGCUUUGUAUGUAAACUGUAUAUAAAGCUAUUAUAUAUAGCUUCAUAUGUAGUAGUUAUAUUAAGCAUAGCACCUGCUAGCACCUGCUCGCUUCCUCAUGUUUUACAUCAGUGUUUGAGGUUUGUGGCAUGUGUUACAUUCAUGUACCAAACUCUAAUUAUUUAACUAUGGCAAAAUAAAUGCAGUUUUCCAUUCUACAGCACAGUUAACUAUUGUUAAAGUAUUAAAAGUAUUAUAUGAUGUGAGGAUCUUACAGUAGGCCUAUUUGGUUACACUAACCAGGCUUUCUUAAGUGAUCCUUUAUUUAUAGAUUCAACAUCGGUGCCAUUGUCAUUCUAACUAACUGUGAAACCAAAAAAUGUUAUUUUUUACUGUUUUUGUACUAAAUUUCAAACACUAAAUGAUAUCUUAGAAGCAUAUUGCCUUUAGCCUUAUGGAAGGUAGUUGAGACUUUUGUGCUGUACUGUAGUUACAGAUAUUUAAUCAUAUCCAAAAACAUAUGUGAAAUGUAUGUCAGUAUAUUCUGAAUAGUUAUUUUUCUAAGUGGUUAUAUCAGGAAAAGCUUCAUCCCUUACAUCCCCAAUACCAUUUUCUCAUUAAUAAUGCUAUAUGCAGUCUAGACACAUUGAUGUACAUAACUAUUCUGGUUGGUGGGAUAAUGGUGGGUUUAACAACACCCAGGAUAAAUGUGUGAUGAAUUUAUUGGAGAUAAAUCUCCAGCCUACAGCACUUUUGGUCAGUUUUUUAAAUGUCACUUUUGUUUUUGUUAAGAAUACAAGCGUUUUUCUAACAGCUUGGCCAACAGUGCAUCUUAUCUAUCCUUUUCUGCUCUCAUCAGUUUCUCAGACUUAUCUAAUCUAUUUUUAGAUCAAGAGCUUUAGUGUAAAGUGUUUUGCCAAACUCAGCUGAGUAACUACUGAUAUAUUGAUGUGUGUAUUGUUUUAUUUAUUAUAAAGGAUGACGCAAUGGAAGAAGCCCUGAUAUUUUGGCUAUAUGCCUACAAUCACCUGCCUCUCUCAAUACAGUACACGGAAGGGAAUAGUUUGUAUUAUAAUGAUGUAUUUAUGUCUGAUAGCUCUGAUACCAGUGCAGUUCAUUAAAUCACUUUAGUGUUUUAAUGUUGUGCAUAUAGUGUACAGUGGGUUCUUGGUUCUUAUUUAUAGAUAAACCCCCAAAAAUGCCUUUUUCCACAUUAAUCUACAAUAAAGCUGAUCCUGUAUUAUAACAGAUGACUUUGCUUAAGUAAAUCCAGUAACUCACAUUUACUGCACCCUUAAAAACACAGAGUUUCUCUGAGCUUGUAAAUGUGACAGGUGACUCCUAUAAUGCGGCUGCCCAAUGACUUGUGUACACGUGCUUUUGAGGUAAAUUUUGUUGAUGGAUGCCGUAUAUGCAUUUGUUGUGUUUGAUUAAAGAGGAACUGCAAGAAUCA
Molecule: messenger RNA, 5052 nt
Organism: Astyanax mexicanus (Mexican tetra)
Lineage: Eukaryota; Metazoa; Chordata; Actinopteri; Characiformes; Acestrorhamphidae
Gene: prrt1
Product: proline-rich transmembrane protein 1
Exons: 4
Coding region: 441-1187 (248 amino acids)
Cellular component (GO): membrane
Source: RefSeq, a predicted model, not a curated record